UAUAUAUAUGUAAUGGUCUCGGAGAUUACUCAGUCACUCAUGCAAUUGCUGAAACUUCAGAUCUACAGAUUCAUUGUUGGAGGAGUUCUGUGAAAACUUCAAGGUGAAAUAUGUACCAUUAUCAUCAUCAAAUGAGGAUCUUUCUACAACAACAUAAUGAUUUGUUGAGGGCAGAGAACAUGGCCAUGGUUCAGGCCUUAAACUCUUCAUCUCCAUCUAUCUGUUUAUCUUGUGAUGGGCCCAUCGUUUCAACUGAAGAAAGUGAACUAUCAUUGGAGAAUGCUCUUCUCCGGUCAGAGAUUGAUACAUUGACUUGCUUUAUAAUGAGGUUAAGUUCAUUUAGAAGCCUUUAUCCUACAGUUGGUGCAUCUAUGUCGAAAUGGCAUUACGCAGUGGCAGUUAUGACUUCACUUUCACUCAAAGAAGUUGUUUCUCUUUCGAGACAAGGAACUCCGAUGUGGACAAGUAACGAGAGACUAAAUCUUGACGAGUAUUACUCUAUAUGUUUUCCUUGGUUUGCAAGAAAUGCACCUGGGUUUGUACAUGAGGUCUCAAGAGCUUCUGCAUUGGUCCCCUUCGAUGCUUCGUUGCUUGUGGAAAAUCUUACGAAUCAUGUGAAUUGGCAAAAAAUCUUUCCAUCAAUCAUCGCCGAUGUGUCUAUGGAAUCUCACCAUCGAUUAUUUCAAUUGCUUAAUGUGGAUUUUAUGCCACAAAUCUCUCCGUUAAUUCAAACUCGAAAUGUGAAGCUUCUUCGACGCUCAAUGCAUAUUGAGAAUGAUACAUGGGUUAUCGCAUAUAUCUCUAUGUAUUUUAGCUCAUAUGAACGACACUCACGCCCCAAUUUCAUGAGAUUUCCUUCUGGAUAUCUUGUCCAGCGUGUAGCCAACGGUAUCUCCAAGGUCACUGUUCUCGACCACUGGGUUUAUAAGGAAGAAGAAGUCAGAAACAUUUUCAUAUCAAAUUCAGCGUUUGGUGCAUAUAGAUGGCUUGCUGCUCUUCAAAAGCAUUGCUACAACAUUUGGUCUAUUUCGAUUUCUUCACUUGGUCACCAAAUUCAAAUAUUCGGCCCGAUAUGUCAUACGAACUUGCUUAACCUAUCUACAUCUAUGGUUUACGCAUUUUGUACGGGAGUUUGCGGGACACCAAGACAAAAGUGGAAGCGCCUCGGUACAAUUGGAUCUUCGGUCAGUAAGAUUAGAAUGUUCAACCGAGAAAGUCGAGACAUGAAAGGGAUCCCUUGCGUUUUCAUUAGUGCUACUGGUAUGACAAGAAUGCAAGCUACACCAGAAGUCAUUUUUGGGUUAAUCAACCGUGCGAAAAAACAAGAUAUAUGGAAACAUCUGAACUCUGUUAGAGAUAUGAAAGAGCUUAUCCGUAUCAAAAGAUCUCCAAGUCCAGGAAAUGAAGUUUCUGUUUUCAGCAUUGAGUGGACUAGUUCUACAGAGUGGUAUAUGAUUCAAGAAACAUACUUGGACGCAUCAGGGGCAAUGAUAAUCUACGCUUGCAUAGAAGCACCAUAUUUUACGGCUGUAAUAAACGGUGGAGACUUGUCCGACAUCAAACUUUUGCCUUGCGGAUUCACGAUGAUGCCACAUGGAUUACAAGGAAGUCUCGUGUCGGCUGCAUAUCAAGUAAAGACCUACCAAACCAGUGUCACAAACUCGGAAGAGUUGAUGAGCUAUAUUAAGAGUAUGGUCACUGAUACUCUAGGAAACGUCCGAAAUGCGUUUUCCACCUAUCGUUAAAGCUUUAUAGCUUCUUAAGUUCUUUAUUAUGUUUUAUUGAUGUUAAUUUCGUUUCAAGAGUUUGGGAUUUGGUAUUUGAACUUUAUUUCUAUAAACUAUGUUAUGUCUAUCUUUAAAAAGAUAGCAAAUAAAUGGUGGUCAUGUUCUUUCUUUUCUCUAAUCUUAGAAUUUGAUGUAUUUUUAUAUGA
Molecule: messenger RNA, 1933 nt
Organism: Capsella rubella
Lineage: Eukaryota; Viridiplantae; Streptophyta; Magnoliopsida; Brassicales; Brassicaceae
Product: homeobox-leucine zipper protein ANTHOCYANINLESS 2
Exons: 7
Coding region: 111-1745 (544 amino acids)
Molecular function (GO): lipid binding
Source: RefSeq, a predicted model, not a curated record